GUUCUCAGCUGUUGGUCAACUGGGAGAGUAUUUACUGGGAGUAGGAAACUUGGAUGAGAGCGAACAAUACUUGAGAGAAUGUCUGGACAUAUGCAGACAUUCACUCCAAGAGAAACAUCCUGAUACAGCAAUUUGUAUGUCUAAAUGUUCUAUAAUGUCAAAUCAGCAUGUGUGUGUAUCAAUGUGUCUUGAUUUGUACAGCAUUGAAAUGUUUGGGAGAAUGUCUUAUGAAAAAAGGAAACAACAAAGAAGCAGAGAAACUUCUUUCUGAAGCUGUCGACAUUGAAGCAGUUGGUCUCCAUCAAGAUCAUCCUGUCAAAAUCUCCACAUUGAUUUUAUGGUCAGAAUGUUUGCUAAAUAUUGCUGACUACACACGUGCCCAGCCUGCUCUAUUCGCUGCUCUUCGAAUCAUCAAUAUUAACCAGCAGCCGAGCAACAGCAGGCAGAGAUCUGAAGUAAUGCGUCUACUAAGGAGACUGAGCCCAUUCCAACGGCCACAAUCUGGGGAGACAAUUAUUGGUGAAGGGAAAGCAGAAGAAGUGGAACAGACAGAUGAGAGAGGAGAUAGACUUGAGAGAAAGUCAUCAAUUGAGGAUGAGGGUGAAGAUCAUCCUGAUCAAUCUGCACCCACAAUGGAAAAUUUUGACAUUUCUGAUCUGUGCCACCCAUUGUGGGUGGGUGGUACAUUGGAAGUGUUGCACGUUGGUAGCAGUGAUGGCUUGUCAUUUCAUGAGACGAUGGGCAGUGAGGGAGGAGAGCUGAGUGCUGGCAGUGUGAGCAUUACUGUUCCAGCGGGUGCCGUUCAAUCACCAACACAAUUCUCCAUUCAUUCAUUCAUGCAUGAUAAGUAUAUGCCUCUCGUCUCUGCUAGUGGCUACCAAGUGGUCAGUCCAGUUAUUUUUCUUGGUCCCCAUGACGUCUCAUUCAGCAAGCCAAUCAAAGUGUGUAUCAACACCAUAGCUGAUGUGACUUCAGCAGGCGGGUCGUUUACUCUGAUGAGAUGUGAAUCAAGACUCGAUGAGACGAAGUGGAGAUGGCGUGGUGUGGUAGUGUAUUCUCCUGAUACUCAGGAAGUGCAGUCACAUAUUCCAUUUGAUCCCAACAGCUGGUCAGUAGAGGUGACCAGUUUUAGUUGGUGGUUGUGGCUUGUUAGUUUUAUUAAGAGCCCAACCAUUUUAUUCAGAAGGAAGAUGGGAUGUGUAGUUCUUGGUCGAAGUCUUUCUUCUUGCAAAUGGUCAUUGUCGGUGCAUCUUUUCAAUUCAUAUGAAGAAAUUGGUCAGAAAAUAAUUCGUGACCAUCAAGGACAUGUAUCGUUGCCUGCUAUCCAGCUCUGUCCAGUAAAAGAAUUUAAUAUUUACUAUGAAGGUCAUGUAGUUAUGAAGCCUCAACUCGGUGCAGAAUGGUCAUUGUGUCGAGGUGAUGCGGAAGUUCAGUAUCCAACCAAAUAUUUGUGGGAUCAACCAUUUGAUCUUGAUCAUUGCUUCACAUUUGUGGUUGAAGCAAAUUGCCCUCGUCCUGAUAGUUUAGAAUUUCCUGUUCAUGUUGAGUACAUCAGACGAGGUGAAGUGGACUUCACUCUCAAACUGGAAGCAGUUCACAAACUGUCCAAAUCAGUUGAUUUGCCAAGUUCCAGUUUACCUUCUCAUUCUCCUUCUCUUCCAGAUGAGGAACAGGAAGCAUUCUACUUCAGUAGUGAAGAGGGUCUACAUUCUUCUGGCUCCACAUCUUCAUCAACAGCAGCAAGGGAUAGAACUUCAUCACAAAGAUCAAUAAAACAACAACCUGCUGAUGUACACACUGUCAGUCAAUGUGAUGUUAGUCCCAUCUAUACGAAAGUUGAAGAGAAAAGCUCAUUGCUAGUUCGUCUUCCUGUUGGAAGUGAAGUUCCUUACACAGGAUGUACUUUGCGGUACAUAGAUACUACAGGUCAGACAGUUGAAGAAGUUCCAGGAGAAAGGCUGGAUAGUCGUACAAUAGAAACUGUUACUCCUGCUUGGCCACAUGCUGAUCGAGUGGAGAUACACAUAUUUUCUUCAGAUGGACAAACUCGUCUCGGAUAUUUUGUACACGUUUUCAUUGAUUUGUCUGCAGAGAUGUUACCUCUUGGUGUCAAUGAUUGUGAGGGUGACAGCAGCAUGCUACCAGCAAUAGUAGAUCAAGGGACAGAGAAAGAACAUUCUUCAGUGUCUGUUGUGAAGAGGAGGAGGUUGUCAAGUUACAGAUCUGAAGAAUUAGAUUUACAAGCAAUUGUGUCUGAUGUACAGUUUCUUGAGGUUGGCAAGGCUGUCAGAAGUCAUUGGUAUGAGAUUGGUAUUCGUCUUGGAGUCGACAUAGAAGAGUUGUCUGAUUGUCAAGAGCGUUUCUCUCGUCAAUCGGCUGCUCGUCUUGUACAUAUCUUUUCAUUAUGGAGAAAACGAGUGUAUAAAGCAACUCUCGCAAGACUCCUGGAAGCAUGCAGACAAGCAGGUGUUGGUGCAGCAGCAGAGAAAGCAGUAAGGAAGGCACAAAAUCAAAAGUGA
Molecule: messenger RNA, 2519 nt
Organism: Corticium candelabrum
Lineage: Eukaryota; Metazoa; Porifera; Homoscleromorpha; Homosclerophorida; Plakinidae
Exons: 11
Coding region: 168-2519 (783 amino acids)
Biological process (GO): signal transduction
Molecular function (GO): protein binding
Source: RefSeq, a predicted model, not a curated record